Messenger RNA from Cannabis sativa, 1938 nucleotides. Its product is annotated as protein NRT1/ PTR FAMILY 5.5. Gene Ontology annotation, biological process: transmembrane transport. NCBI's taxonomy places the organism in Eukaryota, Viridiplantae, Streptophyta, Magnoliopsida, Rosales, Cannabaceae. The transcript is spliced from 4 exons. The coding region runs from base 62 to 1762 and encodes 566 amino acids. Gene Ontology annotation, cellular component: membrane. Gene Ontology annotation, molecular function: transmembrane transporter activity. The record is from RefSeq and is a predicted model, not a curated record.
UAAUCAACUUAUUACUUCUAAAUCAUCUCUCUUUCUCAAUCGGGGUUUCUCAGAAGAAAAAAUGGCGGGUAGUUUAACAUCCAUAAUGAAAAUGACAGUUUUGAUAUGGGCAGACUUACUGUCAUUCUAUGCUAUGUGGUUGAUGAUGGCAUACCUAACAGAUGUGUGGAAAAUAAGCUUCACUCAUGCAGCUGCUAUUGUCAAUGUCUUUUGGGGUUUAGUUCACAUUAUACCUUUGAUUCUGAAAUUCAUUGUUGAUACUUUCAUGGGUAGUUUUUGGAUGGUUCUUAUAUCCAGUUUUGCAUAUUGUGCGGGAUUAGGGUUUAUUACAAUGUCAACUCCACCAGUGUUGGCAGAUGCAACAGGAACUUGUAGUGCAUACAAGCCUGAGUGCAUUGGUGAAGCACAAAAAGUCCUUUUUUACACAGCAUUAGCUCUAAUUGUCAUGGGAAUGGCUGGUCACUCAACAUCACUAAAUUCACUCAUGAUUGAACAUGCCACUAUAAAAAGACAAACACAAGAAGAAGAAGAAGAAGUUCAAGCCAGUCAGAUUUGGUCUUUCUGCUUUGGAAUGUUUGGUAUGGUUAUUGUCUACAUAGCCAUUAUUCUAGCAAUUACUUUCAUAAAACCAUGGUCUCUGAGGUUUGGAAUCCCAGCUAUAUGUACUGUGAUUGCAACCACUAUUUUCUUGACUAGCUCAUGUUCUUACAAGUAUGCCAAACCACAAGGAAGUCCUCUUACUACUGUCUUUAGAGUCUUCAUCGCCUUUGCCUCUAAAUUAUUCCAUAAACUCCCAACAGACACCAAUCAACUAUAUGAGAAACAUCAAAUCGAGCUUCCUUCUCAUCCUCAUACUCCUCGCCUAAGGUGUCUAGACAAGGCUGCGAUUAUAGUUCAAAGUGAAAGUUUGGAACAACAAGAGAAGAAUAAGUGGAGACUUUGUAGGGUUUCAGAGGUGGAAGAAACCAAGAGCAUGAUAUGUAUGAUUCCCAUAUGCUUAUCUUUCCUAGUGCUAGGAUUAGUAUCUUCCCUUGGAAACACUUACUUCAUUGAACAAGCAAACCACAUGAAUCAAAAAGUUGGAAAGUUAACUGUUCCAAUUCCAAUCUUCCUUUGGUUUUACGAUCAAUCGAAAUCUUAUUACGCAUCCUCCUACUCACAAUUCGCAAGAUCUUUGUCUCGUAUUUCAAAAUUAAACCGCGGCUUUGUUGCUCCAAUUGGGAUCGCCGUGUCGAUGAUAUUUGCUAUAUUAUGCUCCAUCACAGCAGCUAAGGUGGAGGAACAAAGAUUAGGAGUUGUUGUAAGUCAUGGCUUAGUUGACAAGCCAGAAGAAACAGUUCCCAUGACCAUGUUUUGGUUGUUACCACAAUAUCUUCUCCUUGGAGGGUUAGAUGGAAUUUUAGAGAAUAACAUAACUAGAAUGUUAGCCAAUCAAUUACCUCAAACCAUGGCUCCAUAUGUGACUAUAUUUGCUUCUGGAAUAUCUGGGGUUGGAAUUUUAGCAAGUGUUUUAUCAGUUUAUGUUGUUGGUAAGGCUAGUUCUAAAGGAAUUAAGCCUAGUUGGUUCCAAUACACUUUGAAUAAGAGUCGUUUAGAUAAGUACUAUUGGCUUUUGGCUAUUUUAUGUGUAGUCAAUCUUGUUUUCUUCAUUUUGAUGGCAAUUUGGUAUGCUCAUAGGGAUUCAAAAUCAGAAGACAGAGAAGCACCAGAAGUAAAUGUUGAAAUUACUAAUGAGCCUUUUGAGGAUGAUGCUCAAAGUUAAUCAUAUGAUUUUUAAUUUGUGAGGCCAUAUAAUGAAAUUCUUUGUUAUUUUAUUUUCUUUUAAACUAUAGUAUGGUAUAUUAGUCUUUUUUUCUUGUACUAAAUCAAGUCUUAUGUAUUUGACUAUGUACAAAUCAAUAAUAAAAAGAAUUAAUUGAAAUAAAAUUUCUCCAUAUU